Sabethes cyaneus is the source of this 3576-nucleotide messenger RNA. It is a transcript of the gene Best1, whose product is annotated as bestrophin-4. The record is from RefSeq and is a predicted model, not a curated record. Lineage: Eukaryota; Metazoa; Arthropoda; Insecta; Diptera; Culicidae. The transcript is spliced from 6 exons. Gene Ontology annotation, molecular function: chloride channel activity. Bases 907 to 3081 code for a protein of 724 amino acids.
GAUGCAGUUGCAACCGCGAAUUUGCAAUAAAGUGAAUAAAUUUAUAACCCUUUCGCUCAACUACUACGGUGUAUGUAGUGACUGUUUCAGAUUUUGUCACUUUUUAAACGUUUGUGAGGGGAAACUAAAGCUUUCAUUAUCCUCUACGGUAAACAGUGAGUGUUUAAUUCAAUUGUGCGUGAAUGCGUAAGAAAAAGUGAUUCGACGCGGCGUAUUUCUGUUAUCAUUAAUGUUGUGUAAUUUAAAAGGGAAUGUUUGUUAUGAUUUUAUCUCGGAUUUUAUAGUUAUUUUGAAAGGACCGUCCCCAUUCGUCAUUCAUCUGAUUGCCAGCGCUUCCUAGAAGUGUACAAUAUAAUCGAAGCUAAUUAAAAUCGACCAAUACAAAGUCACCGACAGCACGCAUACAUCUGUCCUUCUACGCUCGGAGCAUAGCAAGCGGACUGGCUACGAAAUGUGAUGUCUGAUGUCAUUUGCGCUUAAGCCACGCAUCCGUUACAACCGCACCGAAAAUCAGAUGUUCGUAAGUUUAAGUUUUGAUGCGCAAAGUACAAGAUAAGUGUGUUCCGAGUGUGAAUCAAAAUAAAAACUAUUGAAAAGCGAAAAAGAUGUGAGAAUUCAGCCGAAAAGUGAUGUCAACAUUACCAGAUAAGGUGAUAUUAAAUGUGUGUUUUAAAGUGAUAAAGUUACCCAGUAACAAAUUUAUAUAAUGAGAAGAUAGCAAGUGUUCACGUGUGUUACAAUUGGCCAUUUCGAAAUCCGUUAGUGCCUAUCCGCUCGAACGCAGUGACGUUCCCGGCGAGUGAAACAUUCUGCGACGAUCGCUAAUUAUUCCGGUAAAUAAGCCGGCAGGUUAAGCGCUAAACACUCACCGGUGCCGGUUGCUGUGCCUGUGACUGGACUUGCAAAAUGACCGUCACCUAUACUGCCGAGGUAGCCACCUGCCGGGGCUUCGGCUGCUUCUUGAAACUGCUGGUCAGAUGGCGAGGCAGCAUAUACAAAUUAGUCUGGCUGGAUCUCAGCUGUUUCCUACUGCUGUAUUAUAUAUUAAAUAUAACCUACCGGGUAGCACUAAACGAGGAACAGAAGCGUAUUUUCGAAGAAAUUGUGCGAUAUUGUUCCACAUACAGUAACCUCAUUCCAUUAUCCUUCGUACUUGGUUUUUACGUCACAAUUGUGAUGACACGAUGGUGGAACCAGUACACCAGUAUACCGUGGCCGGACCCAAUCGCGGUAUUCGUUAGUGCCAAUAUUCAUGGUCAGGAUGAGCGAGGCAGAGUGAUGCGGCGAACGAUUAUGCGAUACGUGUGCCUCUGCCUGACAAUGGUUCUGACCAACAUUUCACCACGCGUCAAGAAACGUUUCCCAACGAUCGAGCAUCUGGUGGAAGCUGGUUUGCUCAACGAAAAUGAGCACAAAAUUAUGCACCACCUGAAUCAAAAGUUUCCCAGGCACUCGAAACACUGGUUACCGAUUGUGUGGGCUGCCAGUAUUGUAACCCGAGCACGGAAGGAAGGUCGCUGUCGGGACGAUUUUGCCGUUAAGACUAUCAUUGAUGAACUGAACAAAUUUCGAGGUCAAUGCGGGCUGUUGAUCUCGUACGACACUAUCAGUAUCCCGUUAGUGUACACUCAGGUGGUGACGUUGGCUGUGUACUCGUACUUCCUAACCUCUGUCAUGGGACAGCAAUGGAUCGAAACAAAGAAUCUCGGCGAAGGAGUAGUUAAUAAGAUCGAUCAGUAUUUUCCGGUCUUUACUACGUUACAGUUUUUCUUCUACAUGGGCUGGCUCAAAGUGGCGGAAUCGUUGAUAAAUCCCUUCGGCGAAGACGAUGACGAUUUCGAAGUGAACUGGAUGGUUGAUCGAAACAUUCAGGUUUCCUACCUAAUUGUAGAUGAAAUGCACCACGAGCAUCCCACGUUGGUUAAGGAUCAAUACUGGGACGAAGUCUUCCCGUCCGAGCUGCCAUACACCGUGGCAACGGCUGAGAACAAGGAGGAACCACCUCAACCGUCCACGGCUAACAUCUCCGUGAAGAAUAAACAAGCGGAAGUCAUCCCGGUGGUGCCGUCAUCCGUACGAGUGGACGAAAUGGUCGGUAAAAAGAGUCACAAUUAUGACUACACAUUCCCUGAACAGCAGGGUAUGCUCGACGACGAGGCCGACGACAAUGCAAGUGGCAUUCACUUUGGUUCCUACGACAAUAAACCAUUCCAGCGAGGCGGACCGUCCACGAACAGUCUCGCCAGUGUAGCACAAACGAUAACCCGCGUCAACACGGUAGCAUCGGCUUUGAAGCGGUUCUUCGGCCGGGAGGAUAGCAAUAAUCCCACCACUAGUCGACCGCCAAGUGCUACUCCGGAAUCACAAACUGGACCGUUUAAAUUUCCCGGAUCGGCAAGCUCAUCGAAUCUUACCGGACGAUUGCCGGAACGUGCUCAAGGCAGCAUACGCAUCACAGAUCAGGUGAUCGAAGAAGUCGAUGAACAACAGAUGACUAUCACUUCGGUUACAGGGAAAAAUGAUGCUCGACCAAUGGCCGCCAGUUUAUGGGAGCAAGGGCCACCGAAGCCCAGCGAACCUGUCGACGUUCCACAACCGUCCUACAAGCGAACCCAGUCGGCAGUUGCCCAUGGACAAUUCGAAGGAGUUGGGAUCUAUCCUCCUGGCGGCAUCGAAUCAUUACUAAGUGCUUCUGCCCCAGUCGGAGGACAAUUUGAACCUGCUUUUGUUCCUCUGAAUAACCCAUUGUACGAACCAAACAUAACGGGAAGCAAAGAGUCAGAAAAAACAAUUGGCGAUGCCAUGGAUGGUGGUCCGGACGAGGAUACGAGUGAAGCUGAUGAUUUCGAAAAAUUGCGCCAAGCACGCGAAAAAGAGCGAUUAGAACGACAAAAGGUCAAACUCGCCCGGUCGGUUAGUGGGCUAGGACCGAUCGAUGCAACGGAUAUUUUACUAGAAAAACUUACCAGGACGGCCGAACAGCAGCAACAGGAUGCAACACCUGGACCAUCCGGACAGGACACACCUAACACGAAACGAUAUUCCGGUGUUCACGGGACACAAGCCGACACGACCAUUUGAUUUUACGUCUCCGACGAAGACAACGUCAUUGUGGUCAAUCUUACGGACAAGAGCUAGUAGUAGGAGAAAUUCGUAAAUCUUUUUGUUCCGGGAUGGCAUUGGCAUUAGUUGUGUUUUUAUUUUUUAACAUUUUGGAUGUGAAAAACGUAUCAUUUAAUCUCUAAGACAAUCGUUAAAAAGUGCACUUUUCUUUUAUCAGUAUUGACAAAAUUAAUUUCAUUCGUUCACGUUUCUAAACAUAAGAGAUAAAAAAGUUAGGUUUUCGGAUUAACGAGAAUUAUAAAUACAAAGCAAAUACAGCUUAUAAAAAUCGGAUAUUUGAAUUCUUAGGUCAUUUUUAUUGACUAUGCUUAUCCUGCACAGCAAGGAAUAUUAAAGACGCACGAAUGCAAACAACAAACCAGUGAUAUUUUUCGCAAAAGCGACAGUAAAAUCGUUUUAAUAAAGACAUCUACUAAUGAUCUUUACAUAAUUGCACAACUCAUAAAGAAAAUU